CCCGGCGCCACGCCCGCCGCAGGCCGAGGGCCAGUCACCCGCGGGCCUGCGCCCCGCCGGCCCUCCGCGCCCCGCCCCUGGCCCGCCGCGGGACGAGUAACGGUUACGAAGCACUUUCUCGGGUGCGGUUUCUGCUUAGUCAUUGUCUUCCAGGAAACAGCUCCCUCAUUUCAGCGGCGGCGGCUCGAGUGGUGGCCGCAGAAGCCGCAGCGACCGUCCGCGCCGGCGCCUCCUUCCCUCCCUCCGGGACCGCCUCUCCGUCGCCGCCCGGCCUCCUCGGGCCCGAGCGCACACCGGGCUGUGGCCGCGCGGUGUCGGCAGCCUCGCGCUCGCCUCUGGGGCCUGGGGACACCGCCGCGCCCUGCUAGUCUGCCCGCCCGCCCUCCCUCUGCGGCCCCGGCGCUGCCCGGUCCCCUCGGGCGGCAGCUGCCAUGGGCACCGACAGCCGCGCGGCCGGGGCGCUCCUGGCGCGGGCGAGCACCCUGCACCUGCAGACCGGGAACCUGCUCAACUGGGGCCGCCUGCGGAAAAAGUGCCCGUCCACGCACAGCGAGGAGCUUCGAGACUGUAUCCAAAAGACCUUGAAUGAAUGGAGUUCCCAAAUCAGCCCUGAUUUGGUCAGGGAGUUUCCAGAUGUUUUGGAAUGCACCAUGUCCCACGCAGUGGAGAAGAUAAAUCCUGAUGAAAGAGAAGAAAUGAAAGUUUCUGCAAAAUUGUUCAUCGUAGGAUCGAAUUCUUCAUCAUCAACUAGAAGUGCAGUUGACAUGGCAUGCUCAGUCCUUGGAGUUGCACAGCUGGAUUCUGUGAUCAUGGCCUCGCCUCCCAUUGAAGAUGGAGUUAAUCUUUCCUUGGAGCAUUUGCAGCCCUACUGGGAGGAAUUAGAAAACUUAGUUCAGAGCAAGAAAAUUGUUGCUAUAGGCACCUCUGAUCUAGACAAAACACAGCUGGAGCAGCUGUAUCAGUGGGCACAGGUAAAACCCAAUAGUAAUCAAGUUAAUCUUGCCUCCUGCUGUGUGAUGCCACCGGAUUUGACUGCAUUUGCUAAACAAUUUGACAUACAGCUACUGACUCAUAAUGACCCAAAAGAACUGCUCUCUGAGGCAAGUUUCCAGGAAGCUCUUCAAGAAAGCAUCCCUGACAUUGAAGCCCAGGAGUGGGUGCCGCUGUGGCUGCUGAGGUACUCAGUCAUUGUGAAAAGCAGAGGCAUCAUCAAGUCAAAAGGCUACAUUUUGCAAGCCAAAAGAAGGGGUUCUUAACUACAGCUCAAACUCACAACUCACUGACCUUGUAUUUAUCUGGAACAUAAGAUAAAAAUUGAUGAUAAAAUUGAGAUGUGUAAAAAAAAUCUAGCUCCCGCCUACAAGAAUCGUCCUGAGGUGUGAGUGCAGUUGUUGGCAGUGUGUUGGGUUUUGAGCACGUCCUUGCCUCUGCACAGCACUCACAGGAACCACUGUAUUCUUUUCAUUAAACUGUUGUUUUCUAACUGAAAUUGUCUAUAAAGAAAAAUACUUGCAAUAUAUUUCCUUUAUUUUUAUGAGUAAUAGAAAUCAAGAAAAUUUGUUUUAAGAUAUAUUUUGGCUUAGGCAUCAGGGUGAUGUAUAUACAUAUUUUUUAUUUCCAAAAUUAAUUAAUUGCUUCUUACUCUAUACUUCUAUAACUAAGCAAUUACAUUACAGUUGUUAAAACAUAUGGGAACAGAGUUUUUUUCCUGUCAUCAGCAAAAUAAUCUAUCUCAGAGUAACUAAGCAGUCUACUAGUAAUGUAAAUAAAAUUCAUUCUUUGAUCCACCAAUGGAAAUUUAA
Arvicanthis niloticus (Nile rat) is the source of this 1802-nucleotide messenger RNA. It is a transcript of the gene Gclm, whose product is annotated as glutamate-cysteine ligase modifier subunit. The record is from RefSeq and is a predicted model, not a curated record. Gene Ontology annotation, molecular function: glutamate-cysteine ligase catalytic subunit binding; enzyme regulator activity. NCBI's taxonomy places the organism in Eukaryota, Metazoa, Chordata, Mammalia, Rodentia, Muridae. Gene Ontology annotation, biological process: glutathione biosynthetic process. Gene Ontology annotation, cellular component: glutamate-cysteine ligase complex.